Messenger RNA from Pogona vitticeps (central bearded dragon), 3396 nucleotides. The record is from RefSeq and is a predicted model, not a curated record. NCBI's taxonomy places the organism in Eukaryota, Metazoa, Chordata, Lepidosauria, Squamata, Agamidae.
AGGGGAGAGAAAACUGUGGGGCUGAGUUGUGGGAGCUUCCGGCCCCGUCAUGGGAACAGCUUUUAGGGAGCUGGGGGCUUGGGUCAGAGGCUUUGAGGGAGGUGUGGAGAGGGCCUGGGGGGGCCUAGGAAGGAGCCACCUUGGACCCUAAGGAGGGUUUGGGUGGGAAAUCGCCCUCCCUGCCGUUUGGUUACCUGAGCUCCAGGAAGGGAGAGUCCCAGAGCUUGACCCCCCAUCUGGAGAAUGCCGUAAGACAUGGGCUCCCGCAGCAGUAGCAACGCUGGCGCAGGAGGACGGGACAACCAGGGCAGCUGGUUGCCGAGGGACUCUGGGAGCCUGCGUGGCGAGGAAGACGACGACGAGGAUGUGGAUCUGGCCCAGGUACUGGCAUAUCUACUGCGCAGAGGACAUUUUCACCUGAUGCAGGGUGGGGGAGCAGCCAGUGUCCGGGUGUUCCAGACCCUCUCCGACUCAGAUGAUGACAAUGACAGUGCAUGGGAAGGGCGUCUGGGAGAUCACUACAAACCUCCAGUGGACUUGAGACCAGACACCCGUGAUCUGGAGUGCAACGAGAUCAAAACACGCAUCCAUUUGGCGACAGGCAGGCUGGGAACAGGGCGAGUUGACUGCAGUAUCCCCAGACUGCUUUCUCAGCGGGAACGUGGCCUCUGUCAUCAUGGCAGCUUCUCUCCAGGAGAGUGCUCACGAGUUGUGUCACACUUUCUUCCCAACCAGCUGGCCUUCACAGACUUGUAUUCCCAGAAGGCUUUCUGUGGGAUCUAUUCCCGUGAUGGACGAUUGUUUAUGUCUGCUUGUCAAGAUCAAAGAAUCCGCUUGUAUGACUGCACCUAUGGAGCUUUCCGGAAGUUCCGGAGCGUGAAAGCACGGGACGUCGGCUGGAGCGUCCUGGACGUCGCCUUCACUCCAGAUGGGGCCCAUUUCCUUUACUCCAGCUGGUCCGACUACAUUCAUAUCUGCAACAUCUAUGGUGAGAACGGGACCCACACAGCACUGGAUCUGAGGCCUGAUGAGCGCCGUUUUGCCGUCUUUUCCCUUGCAGUCUCCUCAGAUGGAAAAGAAGUUCUUGGCGGGGCUAACUACGGUUGUGUCUAUGUGUUCGACAUGGAGCAGAAUAAGCGGACGCUCAAGAUUGAGGCCCAUGAAGACGACGUGAAUGCCGUGGCGUUUGCCGACACCAGUUCCCACAUCCUCUUCUCCGGGGGCGACGACGCCAUCUGCAAAGUCUGGGACCGGCGCACCAUGCGCGAGGACGACCCCCGGCCAGUGGGGAUCCUGGCUGGACACCAAGAUGGCAUCACCUUCAUAGACAGCAAAGGAGAUGCCCGGUAUCUCAUCUCUAAUUCUAAGGACCAGACAAUUAAGCUGUGGGACAUGCGGAGGUUCUCGGGCCAUGAGGGGCUCGAAGCAUCCCGCCAAGCGGUUACCCAGCAGAACUGGGAUUAUCGCUGGCAGCAAGUGCCCAAAAAAGCACAGCGCAAGUCCAAGCUUCCCGGGGACACCUCCCUCAUGACGUAUCGGGGCCACGGGGUUCUCCACACUCUGAUCCGCUGCCGCUUCUCCCCGGCGCACAGCACAGGACAGCAGUACAUUUAUAGCGGCUGCUCCACCGGCAAGGUAGUGGUCUACGACCUCCUGACUGGCCAUAUUGUGACAAAGCUAACCAAUCAUAAAGCUUGCGUCCGGGACGUCAGCUGGCACCCCUAUGAGGAGAAGAUUGUCAGUAGCUCGUGGGAUGGGAAUAUCCGGCUGUGGGAAUACCACCAAACGGAAUAUGAUCAAGACGACCUGGAGGACCCUCAGCAGCUCCCAAGCACCAGAAAGCUGCCCUAAGCGUUCUCCGAGAAGUAGACCUUCUCCACUGCUUGCCCCCCUUCUCCAGCUUUGGACUUGCUGAGUGGGAGGGGAGGGAAAAAAUCUACAUUGUGCUACCGGUGGCCUUGGAACAGAGGGGGUGGGUGAGAGUGGUUCUCUUCCUAUGCCCCCCAUCAAGCUACACACGUCUUCUGUCCCUUAUAAAUCAAGAGGGUGAUUGGUGAGUGAAGGCCGUCGCCCUCUGAAGAUGCGAAGCAUCAGAUCAUGGACUGAUUGCCAAGGGAGGGAAGAGUUAAUCAAAACAGCCCCCCCCGGUAUAAUUUCUGGAUUUCUUGCUCAGGAGGGUGGACCCUUGUUAUUGAGCUUGGAACCUACCCCUUGGGGGUACACAAAGAUUGAGAUGCAAAAUCAUGGACAAGCCGGAAGCACAACUUCCCCCCCGCAACCCUCUGUGGGUCUUCUUUGGCUUUGAGGAGAGGGAUAAGUGUCCCAAGGGGUGAGACUGGCCGACUGACCUGGCAGAGAAGGUGGAAAAAGACCAGCGCAGGCUCCCUCGUUCCUUUCCGAAUGGCAUGUUAGAGUUCGGGGGGGGCAAGGGUUGGACGAAGGAGCCCUUUCCGGUGCCCACCCUCCUCUUCCCAGUCCAGCGAGCAAAAUUUCCAACCCGGAUCACAGCCAGUCAGGGAGAUUUAUCUUUAUCUAGUCCUGUUCUUCUGUUGUGGCUCCUUGCAGUCGUGAAGUACAACUUUUGGAGCAGAAAUCUUCAGGUGUGGCUUUUUUUCCCCCUCUCCAAGGGUAGAUUUCUCUCUCUUUUCCAGGGAAAUGGCUUGCUCAGGGGUGAUGAAAAUAAAAGUUUCCCAUGUCCAUUGGGGUAUGGAGACUCAUGUCGGACACAUCAUCUCCCAUCUGGCAUCCAGAUGAUCUGGGGUCACCCACACCCCAGAAACUGCCUCCCUCAGUUUGUUUCUCUUCUGUCCCUCUGAUGCUUUUCUCUUUGCAUUGAAAUCUCUCUCACACACACACACACAUCACCUUCGGUCCUCUAGCAUUAACGUGUCUCUUGCACCCCUGGCCCCCUUCCAUCCUUCUGGAGCAUCAGGUUUCUUGAGAAUGGGGUGUUUGGGAAGUUUGUGUUUUGCACCCCUUUCUUACCCAGGCGAAGGUGACCCAACUGUGUCCCAGUUGGGGGAUAUAUCCAGAUAUAUCGGCCUCAUUUUGCUUCCUGUUUGAAACGAUAUAGCUGUUACUCCUCCCCUUGCCACUGCGGUGGAUGUAAAGGGAACAGAGGAGACUUGAAAAUAUUCCCCAGGAUGCACGAUUUGCGCUUAACAAAUAAAUUCAAACUAGAGUGGAGUCCUGUUUUUAAGUUUGGAGUAGAUGGGGCAGGGAUCUUAGUUUAGUUUCUCAGUUUAAAGAGAGAGCUUUUCUGGCCCCUUUGAAAAGAGGGGUUGUUUAUACAAGAUGUGAUGGGAGGGGGAGCGUCCCUGGGCAGAAGGGCGACCUGCCCACCUCCAUCCAUCUGUGCAAACUGGUUGGUGUCAAUAAAAAGUUGCUGAAAUUUUC